Messenger RNA from Sporothrix brasiliensis 5110, 1422 nucleotides. Its product is annotated as kynureninase. Lineage: Eukaryota; Fungi; Ascomycota; Sordariomycetes; Ophiostomatales; Ophiostomataceae. Gene Ontology annotation, cellular component: cytoplasm. Gene Ontology annotation, molecular function: pyridoxal phosphate binding; kynureninase activity. Gene Ontology annotation, biological process: NAD+ biosynthetic process. The coding region runs from base 1 to 1422 and encodes 473 amino acids. The record is from RefSeq and is a predicted model, not a curated record. The transcript has 2 exons.
AUGAGCCUACUAAUACCGGCCCGGGAACGUGCUCGGUCACUCGACCGGAAAGACGAGCUAAGGCGCUUUCGCAGCGAGUUUGCUAUCCCGAGCACGUCACAAAUCCACAGUGAUACACUCACUCUCCCGAGCGACAAUACGGGAGCGCCGACCGUACCUCGACGGAGCAUCUACCUCUGCGGCAACUCGCUGGGCCUCCAGCCUAUGCGCACUGCAACGCGCAUCCAGCAACACUUAUCGACGUGGGCUGCACAGGGGGUGCAAGGCCACUUCAAACCGCUGGCCGACAGCCCAUUACCAACAUGGCUGGAUGCCGAUGCUAAGGCUGCAGAAAUGAUUGCACCCAUCGUCGGCGCCGAGACGUCCGAGGUUGCAGUCAUGCAGACAUUAACGGCUAAUCUGCACCUGCUGCUGUCUGCAUUCUACCGACCGGAGACCCGCGGGCGGCACAAGAUUAUUUUAGAAAGCAAGGCUUUCCCUAGUGACCAUUUUGCUGUCGAGACUCAAAUUCGCCACCACGGACUGUCCGUUGCGACGUCUAUGGUUGUCGUCGAUAUGCCGUCGUCCGAAAACCCCAGCACCGCUACCCACGAUGUGAUGGCAACCAUCUCUCGGCAUGCCGUUGACACAGCGGUGCUGCUCCUACCCGGCAUCCAGUACUACAGCGGCGAGUUCUUGGAUAUUCCCGUCAUCACUGACUUUGCCCAUGCUCACGGCAUCUUUGUGAUCUGGGACCUAGCCCACGCAGUAGGCAACGUGCCCCUUCGGCUACAUGACUGGGACGUUGAUGCAGCUGUCUGGUGUAGUUACAAGUAUCUUAAUAGUGGGCCCGGCGGCAUCGGCGGCUUGUUUGUCCACACUCGUCACAGCCAGGUUACACGGUCCAUCAUCGACGACCAACCACACACCGGAUUUCCAAACCGGCUUGCGGGCUGGUGGGGUAACGAUAAGGCCACGCGCUUUGCGAUGACCACAAAGUUUCAUCCUGUACCGGGCGCCGCUGGCUUCCAGCUCAGCAACCCAAGCAUUUUGGACAUUACAAGCCUCUGCGCGUCGCUUGAGGUCUUCCGGGAAGCUGGUGGCGUGGAUGCUUUGCGAAAAAAAUCCGUCGGUUUGACGGGCUUCUUGGAGGCAUUGCUCAAUUCUUUACCUAGCGAGUUGCGUAGCAAGUUUCGCAUUCUUACGCCGUCGGUUCCCGCCCAUAGAGGCGCGCAGCUGAGCCUUCUCAUUGGCGACGGGUUGCUGGACUCUGUGAUGGAUGUGCUACUUGCACGUUCUGUCAUUGCCGACGAGAGGAAACCCAAUGUUAUUCGUGUUGCUCCCGCACCGCUCUAUAAUUCCUACGAGGAUUGUGUCGACUUUGUUGAAGCUUUUGAGGAUGCUUUGAAGAAGGCCGGCGCACCCUCUCCGGGUGUGAAUUGA